Molecule: messenger RNA, 1671 nt
Organism: Sinocyclocheilus grahami
Lineage: Eukaryota; Metazoa; Chordata; Actinopteri; Cypriniformes; Cyprinidae
Product: gamma-glutamyltransferase 5-like
Exons: 10
Coding region: 87-1463 (458 amino acids)
Biological process (GO): glutathione catabolic process; leukotriene D4 biosynthetic process; inflammatory response
Cellular component (GO): plasma membrane
Molecular function (GO): glutathione gamma-glutamate hydrolase; leukotriene-C(4) hydrolase activity
Source: RefSeq, a predicted model, not a curated record
GCGCCUCCUCUCCGCCCCGACACUCAAAAAGUCAGUGAGCUGCGCGCGCGUCUCAUUCUACCUGCUGAACGCGCGCUGAUCAAAGCAUGGCCAAAUCUCAGUCGAGACGCUGCUGCUUCUGCAUACUCGCUUUAGUGUGCUGUGUUGUGAUCAUCUGCAUUUGCAUCAUUUUAGCCACCAAACAGAGAUGCGCGUUUACGCACGCUGCUGUUUCUGCGGACUCUUCCAGGUGCUCCGACAUCGGCAGGAACAUGCUGCUUGAGGGGGGCUCAGCGGUGGAUGCAGCCAUCGCAGCUCUGCUCUGCACUAGUUUGGUCAACCCACAGAGCAUGGGUUUGGGUGGAGGGGCCAUCUUUACCAUUAUGGACAAAACAGUAUUGUACUCCAGUAACUAUUUUGUGCUUUAUUUGUUCAUGCGUCUACCAGGAAGUCACUGGAUAGGUGUACCAGGAGAACUCCGCGGCUAUGAAAAAGCUCAUCAGUUGUAUGGAAAGCUGCCCUGGGCCAAACUAUUCGAGCCCUCCAUCAAGCUGGCACGAGAGGGCUUCCCCAUGCCAGCCUACCUCUCUUAUUUCUUGAAGCAAGAUUUAAUUAAAAAACUGAUUCAUGGCACUGAACUCUGUGAACUGUUCUAUAAGGACAAGACAGUUCUUAGCCCAAGGGACACCCUCAAGUUCCCUCAGCUGGCAGAAACCAUGAAAACUAUCUCCAAAGAAGGAGCCGAUGCCUUUUACACUGGAAAAAUCGCCAAGGACUUGAUACAGGAUGUACAAGAGAGAAAUGGAAUUUUAUCAUUAGAAGAUCUGAGAAGUCACUGGAUAGGUGUACCAGGAGAACUCCGCGGCUAUGAAAAAGCUCAUCAGUUGUAUGGAAAGCUGCCCUGGGCCAAACUAUUCGAGCCCUCCAUCAAGCUGGCACGAGAGGGCUUCCCCAUGCCAGCCUACCUCUCUUAUUUCUUGAAGCAAGAUUUAAUUAAAAAACUGAUUCAUGGCACUGAACUCUGGUUUGGGUCAACUGUUUUCUCUCCUAAAACGGGUAUCAUCCUCAACAACGAGCUAGUUGACUUCUGCGGCCGAGCAGAUUCUGUCACACCAGGCGAGCAGCCUCCCUCCUCCAUGGCUCCUACCAUCCUGCAGUCCCAGAAGAAGACUGUAGUGAUUGGUGGAUCAGGAGGAAGUUUUAUCACCACAGCCAUGGCGCUGUCCAUUAUGAACCACUUGUGGCUUGGGAUGAACCUUAACGAAUCUAUUGCUGCUAAAAUAGUAUUUGUGGACUCCAACAACAAUGUCCAAUUUGAGCAUGGAUACGACAGUUCUUCUAUCGAUGCAAUGCAAAAGAUAGGACACAUCGUGAAGAACAACACAUACCCAUUUUUCAAUGUGGUCAAUGGCAUCUCGAAAGAAGGGCAGUGCAUCAGUGCCGUAUCUGACGCCAGGAAGAUCGGCAGGUCAGCGGGAUACUGACCCUGCCUCUGUUUGUGCCGGCAGCUGUUAGAGACUGGUGUAGUGAUUCAUCAGGCCUGGGAUGAGUGAGGGUGGAAACAAAGGGUCUGCGCUCUCUUUCAGCGAUGCCUGUAGACACCAUAAAUUCAAAUAUGGGGUGAUUGUGCACAAUGGUGUGCAUUUGUCCGUCCAUGUCCACUUUUGUUGUUACAGUAACAUUUGAGUGCAU